GACGUGACAGCCAAUUAGAUGGGAAGUCUUUGUUUGAUUCCCCGCUCGGAUUCGUUGGACCUCGUAUUUUAACUUGUUGAGAGCUCCAUCCCCUUUUUUGUUCUUUCCUUUUAUCUCACCUUAGAUAUAUCAGUUUAACAUGGGUCGUGGUCCUAAGAAGCAUAUGAAGCGUUUGGCAGCUCCCAAGCACUGGAUGUUGGACAAGCUUUUGGGUUCUUAUGCCCCUAAGCCUAGCUCUGGUCCUCACAAGACUCGUGAAUGUUUGCCUUUGAUUGUCUUCAUCCGUAACCGUCUUAAGUAUGCUCUUAACGGUCGUGAAGUUACCAGCAUCUUGAUGCAACGUUUGGUCAAGGUUGACAACAAGGUCCGUACUGAUUCCACCUUCCCUGCUGGUUUCAUGGAUGUGAUCUCCAUCGAAAAGACUGGUGAAAACUUCCGUCUUGUCUACGAUACCAAGGGUCGCUUUGCCAUCCACCGUAUCACUGAUGAAGAAGCCAAGUACAAGCUCUGCAAGGUUCGCAAGGUUAUGAUUGGUGCCAAGGGUAUUCCUUACAUUGUCACUCAUGAUGGUCGUACCAUUCGUUAUCCCGAUCCUUUGAUCAAGGUCAACGACUCUGUCCGUUUCGAUAUUGAAAACAACAAGAUCCUCGACUUUGUCAAGUUUGAAGUUGGUAAUGUUGCUAUGAUUACUGGUGGUCGUAACGUUGGUCGUGUUGGUACCAUUGUUCACCGUGAACGUCACGUUGGUGGUUUCGAAAUUGUCCACGUCAAGGAUUCUUUGGAUCGUACCUUCGCUACCCGUAUCUCCAACGUCUUUAUCAUUGGUCAAGGUAACAAGCCCUGGAUCUCUCUCCCCAAGGGUAAGGGUAUCAAGUUGACUAUUGCUGAAGAACGUGACCGUAGACGUGCUGCUGCCGCUGCUGCCCAAUAAGUUUAGUCUUUUGGAAUCAGUUUAGUUCUAUUUUGAAAUAAAACUUAUCUCUCUCAUUUUU
This is a messenger RNA of Halteromyces radiatus, 992 nucleotides long. Its product is annotated as 40S ribosomal protein S4-A. Gene Ontology annotation, cellular component: cytosolic small ribosomal subunit; ribosome. NCBI's taxonomy places the organism in Eukaryota, Fungi, Mucoromycota, Mucoromycetes, Mucorales, Cunninghamellaceae. The transcript has 3 exons. Gene Ontology annotation, biological process: translation. The record is from RefSeq and is a predicted model, not a curated record. Bases 140 to 931 code for a protein of 263 amino acids. Gene Ontology annotation, molecular function: RNA binding; structural constituent of ribosome.